AUGUAUAACAACAUUGGGCUCCCUACCCCUCGGGGUAGCGGCACGAACGGGUAUGUGCAGCGGAGCCUGGCUUACCUGCGGCCGAGACGCACAGACAUGCCUGGGCUGAACCAGCUGGGUACGAAGCCUAUACAGCAGCCGCAGAUACGGCGCGCGGACCCGGCGCUGCUGCUGCACGAGCAGCUGCGUCGCGUUGAGCUGCGUUUACUAGAAGAGAGAAACAAGCUGCAGCAGCAGGGUUUAUCUGCUGCUCGUAUAGAUAAAACAAUAGAAAUUAUGCGGCAGCAACUAACAAGAGAAGCACAUGUAGAGAAACAAAGACUAGGAGAUAAAACAGGAACACAAGAAGGUAUAUUUGGCCGCAGCCUGCUGCAGCUUUCUCAUGGCUUAGAUACACACGAAGGAGCAGCAUGGAAGCAAAGACAGCUGGAUCAGGUUGCUGCUGCUCUUGGUAUCAGCAGCAACCACAAGGUUGGCGAGGCCUUUGACUUUAAAAAACAAAAAGAAAUAAAAAUACAAAAACAAAAAGCCUGGGAGGAAAGAAAAAAACAAAUCAUAGAAGAAAGAAAAGCAGCCAUUCAGCAAAUCAGAGAAAAAAGAAAACAACAAAAACGAGCAGCCAAAAAAAUGCAAAAAAAAAGAAAUACGCGCAAGUCCUCCAGCAGCAGCAGCAGCAGCAGCAGCAGCAGCAGCAGCAGCAGCAGUAGCAGUAGUAGCAGCAGCAGCAGCAGCGACAGCGACAGCGACAGCAGCAGCAGCAGCAGCAGCAGCAGCAGCGAUGACAGCGAUGAUGAGCGGAAGAAGCGGGGAGGCCGAGUAAAGGUGAAAGUAAAGGGAGAGGAGAAUGAGUCAAAGGCAGCAGCAGCAGCAGCAGCAGCAAGUGCAGCAGCAGCAGCAGCAGCAGCAGCAGCAACAGCCCGGAGAGAUGCACCAUCUCUGCGUGCUGUUGCAGCAGAAGCUGCGAGGAUUGCGCGGGGAGAGACAAAGAGAGAAAGAAGCGAAGAAGCAGCAGAAAGAAUAAGGAGAAGAGAGACAGAAGAAGAGACAGAUACACACAGCCCCCUCUUAUCUGAGGAGGAGGCAGAGGAGACAGCAGCAAGGCGACGCAGCAGCAGCAACGGCAGACGCAGCAUCAGCCGCAGCCGCAGCAGCAGCAGCAGCAGAAGGGGCCGCAGGCAGCAGGAGAGAAGGCCCAGGGAGAUAACAGAGACAGCAAGAGGAGGAGAUAGAGACAGAUACACUGAACCAGCAGCAGCAACAGCAGCAGCAGCAGCAGCAGCAGCAAGAAGGUUUAGAGAAACAGCAGAAGAUGAAAGAGAAGAAAGGAGAAAAAGACAAAGACAAGAAGAGGAGACAGACAGAGACAGACAAAGACACAGCGGCGAGGCGAUGAGCUCAGCAUACACCCCAAAAGAAGAAGAAACAAGCAGAAAUAGAAACAGAGACAGAGAAGGAGACAGAGAAAGAGAGAGGGAUAGAGACAGAGAAAGAGAAAGAGAUAGAGGAGACAGAGAAGGAGACAGAGGAGACAGAGAAAGGGGAGACAGAGAAAGAGAGAGAGAUAGAGACAGAGAGAGAGAAGACAGACACAGAGACAGAGAGAGAGAAGACAGAGACAGAAGAGGAGACAGAGAGAGAGACAGAGAGAGAGAAAGAGAGAGAGACAGAGAGAGAGACAGAGAGAGAGACAGAGAGAGAGACAGAGAGGGGGGAGAGUUGCUGCAGGAGAGAGGGAGAGUGAGAGCAGACGAAGACAGAGACAGAAGAGAAGAUAAAGACAGAGACAGAACAAUAAGAGACAGAGAGAGGGGAGACAGAGAUAGAGGAGACAGAGAUAGAGGAGGAGACAGAGACAGAGAUAGAGAAGACAGAGGGGGAGACAGAGACAGAAGAGAAGACAAAGACAGAGACAGGGAAAGAGGAGACAGAGACAGAGACAGAGGAGACAGAGAGAGGAGAGAAACGCGAGAUAAAGACAGAGAGACACGAGAAGAUAGAGACAGACACAGAGAAGGAGACAGAGACAGAGACAGAGACAGAGAGAGAGGAGACAGAGACAGAGACAGAGAGAGAGAGAGGGGAGAGAGAGAGAGAGACGGAGGAGACAGAGAUAGAGGAGACAGAGAGAGAGGGAGGGGCUGA
This is a messenger RNA of Eimeria mitis, 2142 nucleotides long. RefSeq lists its product as uncharacterized. The record is from RefSeq and is a predicted model, not a curated record. Bases 1 to 2142 code for a protein of 713 amino acids. Lineage: Eukaryota; Apicomplexa; Conoidasida; Eucoccidiorida; Eimeriidae. The transcript has a single exon.